AUGUCUUCAAACACAACCGGAACUGUGAACAAGUCCCGAGCUGAUAAGCGUCGUGUCGUUUGCUCUAUGCGCCCAGCUAGCAGACUGCGCAAACUAAUAGUGACCCACCCCCGACACAAAAAGCCUCCAGGCCACUCAAUCAUUUCCUUAGUUACUGCCACAUGGAAAAAUCUUGUGAAAGGUUCCCAGACUGACCGAUCUCCUGACCUUUCAUCCGUCCGCCCUCAUGAGAGCGUGCGCAAAGAACUCCCAAUCCAGAAUGGCUCCAAGUCAGAAGAAGAUGUUGAGCCUGUCAAACGGGUAAACCUCGAUGUGCAGACUCCCGAGAAUCAAGACAAGUCGAGCACAGUCGAGUUUCCUAAUGGGAAUACUGGUCAGGUUGAAGGCGGAAGUGAAACCUACACUACCGGCACAAAAUACUAUUUGGAACAUUUGACUGUCCCACCAAAUUCUCCAGACAGAGAAAGUACUGAGAUAAAUCCCAAGGACAAAGCAAGAAUUGAUGUGGCGGACGAGAGAAACUUCAAGCGUCCGGAACUCCCCGAAGAUCACGAAAAGUCGAGCCUUUUCCUACUUCCAUACCGAAAGUGCAACGGAAACAGAGGAAGUUGGACCACAAGUACUGGCCAAAAGUACUACUUCUUGAAUUUGCCAGUUCCGCCAAAUUCCCCGGAGCUAGGCAGUGCUGAGACGGCUCUCCAGGGCAAAACAAGAAUCGAUAUGAUGGAUGAGAGAAACUGGAAACCUCCGAUCGAGUGUCCAUACGUUACUCAAGAGAGAAGAAAGACAAGAAGGACAGCUAAAGAUUCUUCUGCCACCAAAAAGUCUACCAAUCAUCGGGUCAUGCAUCAAAAGUCCCAGGAGACCAACAAGACUAACUCGAUUUUGGAUAUGGACAAGUAUUCUACCAAGUGCAAUGCCUCAAGCUCAGAUAAUUCGAGCUCUGAGACGGAGGAGAGUUUUUAUGUUGCUGAGAGAGCCGCAGCUCUGAAGGCCUGGAAAGCAAAGAAGCAUGCUGUUGCAGAGAGAAAAAAAGCAGAACGCCGACGACCAGCAAGAUCUACCUAUGAAGGAUGA
Molecule: messenger RNA, 1077 nt
Organism: Penicillium coprophilum
Lineage: Eukaryota; Fungi; Ascomycota; Eurotiomycetes; Eurotiales; Aspergillaceae
Exons: 1
Coding region: 1-1077 (358 amino acids)
Source: RefSeq, a predicted model, not a curated record